Astrephomene gubernaculifera is the source of this 750-nucleotide messenger RNA. The record is from the annotation of a GenBank genome assembly. Lineage: Eukaryota; Viridiplantae; Chlorophyta; Chlorophyceae; Chlamydomonadales; Astrephomenaceae.
AACAAACUAAUGGAAUAAGUAAUGAAGUGUUAAGUAGCAGAAAGGCUGCUUUGUGCGUUAUUGUACCCAAGGACCCGGCGCACCGGGAUACCGCUUCGUGCGCCGGGGGAGCUGGACAAGACGGCAUUAGUCAAACCAUUGAAUACUACGUAUUAUUAGUUCCUACUAAGUCGUUUGAGCAGGUGACAGGGCCGAUCUUGCUGCCAAGAUGGCUUCGGACGCAACGCCGCUGGAGCAGGCGUUCGACAAACUUAAUACAUGCAUUAAGAAUCAGCAGCACAAAAAGGCGCUGAAGGCCUGCGAUGAAAUCCUGGCGCUUGCACCGGGCGAUGAGGAUGCGCUGCGCUGCAAGGUGGUGGCACACAUGCAGCUGUCGGAGUAUAAGGAGGCGCUGGUGCUGAUAAACAAGCCGCCGCUGGCUGGCUUGGAUCUGGGGUUCGAAAAGGCGUACUGCUUGUACCGGCUGGGUCAGAUCGAUGAGGCCCUCUCCGUGGUCUCCUCCCAGCUGCGCUCCCCCCAGCUGGCCCCCGAGGCCGCCCCGCCGCUGCUGCAGCUGCAGGCCCAGCUGCAGUACCGCCGCGGCCGCACCCGCGACUGCAUCAACACCUACGACACGCUCUUCCAGCAACACAAGGUCCCUAGGCAUUCGACGAACCCCACAUUCUCCUAGGGUAUCUUCCUAGACGUUCAUCGCAGCGCCACCGGCGCCCGAGCCUCCCGGCUUGCCUACACCAGGCCCCGAUCCUCCCG